Molecule: messenger RNA, 4036 nt
Organism: Eriocheir sinensis (Chinese mitten crab)
Lineage: Eukaryota; Metazoa; Arthropoda; Malacostraca; Decapoda; Varunidae
Exons: 1
Coding region: 1179-3227 (682 amino acids)
Cellular component (GO): nucleus
Molecular function (GO): DNA binding
Source: RefSeq, a predicted model, not a curated record
GUAACCAGUAGGUACGCAGUGGUCCAGUACGUACGCAUUUGGCAUUUAAAAAUGUCCCCACAAAAAAAGACCAAAGCAAAAUCAACAAACUUCAUAUCAUAUUAUACUUCAACCAUCCCUCCAUCAUAUACAGAAGUAUCCCACAAAUAACAUGUAUAUCAUAAAAACUAUGUACCCUAAAAGAAUGCAAUUAGGAAAUGUGGUAGUUUUCUUAGGGAAAUGCUAAGGAUUGCAAAUUUCGUUUUUGUUGUCUGCCUUGUUUCCGGUGUAUUUUUUUUUUCUUUUUCCUUUUUGCAGGUUGAUUUGGGAGGGUAAACUUCAAGAAAUAGGUGUUGGUUUUAUUCCAGUACAUAUCUAUAAACUGGAAAAAAGGUGCGUACCUACUGGACAAGGAAAUCAAGACUUGACCAGUAGGUACGCAUUUUUUCAAAUGACUGCUAGAGAGACGUAUGCCACAAUCCACAGCAAUACAACUCAAGCUCUAUGGCAUAUGAGAACAAGAAGCACUGUCCUGUGAAAACUGUCUGUGUGCCACCUCAUCAAACUUACCCCACUGGCUGUCCAGUAGGUACGCAGUGCAUGUUGUCCAGUAGGUACUCUCGUACCUACAGGGCAACAUGCACUGCGUACCUACUGGUCAUCCUUCCUUUUUCAACUUUUUUUCUUUACAGGAACACAAUAGAAUAUAAUACAGGUAUUACAAAUAUGGCAGGGUCACCCAAGAAGAAAAAAACUAAGUUGGCACAUUCGCCCAAGAAAAAGAAAACAAAGAAAAGUGUAAUUCAACGAAAACACAGUGACAAAAAUAUAAAGAGUGCUCUGGAUGACAUUGAAGAGUAAGUAAAAAUGGACACAUUUUAACCCUUUAAAAUAAAUGAAAUUUAUAGAGGUAGAGAUUCGAAAUUAGCCUAACGGCCAAAAGUUAGUUAUCAUGACUGGGCACAACAUACUAAGCCUAAUAGACUGUACUUCUUUUCAGACUUGGUUUAUCUAUCCGAGCAGCAGCCAAGAAGUAUGACAUACCUGAGUCUACUCUUCGUCACAAGAAAACUGGACGCCGUGGAAUUUCCACAAAGAAAGGCCCUUCAACCAUUUUAAGUGAUGCAGAAGAAAAGGUGCUUGUGAAUUAUAUAAUUCAGGCAUGCAAACGAGCACACCCUGUUACAAGGAGGAAUGUAAUGGCUGCAGUGGCUUCCAUUCUGAGUGACGAGGCAGAAUCUGGUAUAGAUGUACACAGAAAGCUACCCAAAUCAUUUGAUAAACUACCAAAGGACAAGUGGUGGAGACUCUUCAGGAAAAGACACCCAGAACUAACUUACAGAACACCAGAGACCCUAAGCAGUGCACGAAAAAACAUAUCUCUGGCAGUUGUGAAACAAUGGUUCCAUGAAGCUCAUGAUUACAUCAAGGAAGUUGAUGCUUUGGAUGCUCUUGAAGACCCCACAAGAAAUUUCAAUAUUGAUGAGACAUCCUUUUCUCUGUCCCCCAAGCAAGGUAGGGUAAUUGCUGUGACUGGUGAGAAGCUGGUAUUUGAAGAAGCCUCCCUAUAUCAAAAAACAAAUAUAACUGUUGUAGCCAUCGUGAGUGCUGAUGGCAAAGUGCCUCCUCCCCAGAUAAUAUAUCCAAGGAAAAGGAUCAGUGUUAACAUGGCAGAGCAGUUUCCAGAGAAUAUAGAAUUCAUUGCUGGGAAGAGUGAGAAAGGGUAUAUAACAUUUGAAACCCUAUAUGAAUACCUUUGUAAUGGAUUUCAUGACUGGCUAAAUGCUUCCAAUAUAAAGAGGCCUGUUAUUCUGUGGACAGACUGGCAUGAAAGCAGAAGUAACUACCAUCUUGCUCAAUCUCUUAAUGACUUGGGAAUUAUUCUCUAUGGAUUGCCACCCAACACAACACACUUCAUGCAACCUUUGGAUGUGGCAGUCUUUGGUCCGCUGAAAAAGGGGUGGAGAAAAGAAUGUAAAGAAUGGGAAAUGACACAUAAUGAUGAAAUAUUAACCCAGGUUAAUUUUGCCAAGGUCUUUUUGCCUGUCUAUCAUAAAUUCAUCACAUCAGACAACAUAAAGGCAGGAUUCAAGAAAUGUGGUCUGGUGCCUUUUGAUCCGGAGGCCCCUGACUACAGCAAACUGGAAGCUGCUGCAGCACAACGGGAACACACAUCCACCAUUUAUGAAGGGGUGGACCAGGGGGGAUAUAAAGAAGCAUCAAGUCAGACCAAACCUCCACUUGUAAUAAAUCGUACAACCCAGACAUCCCCUGGAAUAUGUGUGAUGACGAGAGAGGAGAGAGAAAAGAUGUGUAAUCUAAAGGGUUCACUGUGUGAUUUGGUGCUGGAAUAUAGAGGAUACACACAUAUCCUGACAGAAUAUAUGAGUGUUCCUUUCACCACUGAGAGUCCUCCAGUAGAAUUUCAAGGAAACCCAAGACCUCACUCAAGUCAAGAUGAAUCAUCUACUCAAACAGAAACACCUUCAACAUCAGGGAAAUCCUCAACAAUCAGUCCUGCAAUGAAAGCUCACAUGUUCUACCCAGAGAGGCGUGAAGGCAGAGGUCCAAAGAAGAUAAGAAAUAUAGUAGACAGAGUGUAUUCCAUUUCCUCUUUCAAGAUGGUUACAGAGUAUAAGAGACUAAAAGAAGAAAAAGAUAAGAAAGAACAGGCAAAAGGCAAGAAAAGGGAAACUCGCAAGAAAGGCCCUGCACCAAAAAGAAAGAAACAAAUAAUAUCUGAGCCAAGUAGUGAAGAAGAGGAUAGCCCCACAGAAGCACUGGAAUAUGAUAUGGAGACAGGGCCUUCUGGACUUAGUAGGUCUGCAGGUGUAGGUGACAUUGGAGAUGAUCAAAUCAGUUUGAAUGACAGUUCUGAUGAGAGUUUAAACUGUGAUGGAGAUAACUUUGGAUAUGGAAUCACUCGUGAGGAACCUAAAUUAGAUUCAUGGGUAGGGGUAAAGCUAGAAAAAGGUGUAUUAUCCUGUAAAGGCAGGAAAGUAACCCCAUUUGAGGUGUAUAUUGCCCGAAUAACAAAGGUUGAGGAGGAUGGGUUUGAGAUAUCCUUCCUGAAGGAAAGGAGUCCUGGUUUCUACGUCGUCCCAGACUACGCGGAACUAUCAUAUCCUCACAGAGCAUGUGAGCUAGCUGUACUAGAACCCCCAAAUCCAGAGUGCAGGGGCCGUGUUCAUGGAUUUGCAUUUACUACUUCUAUAAAGGAAAUACUUAUCUCCCACUUCAAAUUGUAAAGUGAUAACUGCUAUUUUGUUUGAAGGAAGUCCUAUAUUCUUAUUCACUAAAACUAAAGUUUUUCCUUUACAAUAUACAUUUCACUUGAUUAAGUUUAACAACUGAUUAGAGCCUAUUCAGGAUCCAAUUAGAUUCAAUAUCUAUAUUUUAGAUUUACUUAUGCUUUUGAGUUAUUUUCUUGAAGAAAUGCCCAAUAAUUCUUUUCAUUUACAUGGAUGGAUAAUUUCUUCACAUAACGGAGGGAGCACUUUUCUUAGUGUUUUAUAUGCAGCAUUAUAUUUAUUUUUUUCAGAGUUACUAAAAUGUAAUUCAGUAAUUGUAGUACUCAGGUUAUUGUUUUUAGUAACCAAAUCAACAUUAUGCCUAUACUUGGACAGAGGAGCGUAUUUGAAUUAAGAAAUUAGAGAAUAAAGUAUUUUUUUGUGUUUUCAUCACCUUUACAUGAAUACAUUAAUUACUGCUUUGCGAUCACCAAAAACAAAUAAACUAACAUAUAAAGGGAGGUUGAAUGAAUAAAAUAUCCAAAGGAGACUCUUCUAGCUGUUGUAGUUUUUUAGUUAUAAAUUAAUGAGUACCUACUGGACAAGGGUGAGUACCUAAUGGGUAGGGGUAGGCCUAAACGUACGCACUAACUUUAUACACCAUUUUUUCUGUACAGUUAAAUCUUAUUCGAAAAAUGCUUGUACCACAUGAAACUAUAGCCAUUCCUUUAUUUGCAAACAAUAAUUGAUGUAGUUUGCUUAAAUAGUAUAGCGGGUACAGGUCAGAGUGUAAAAAAAUCGCCGAUUUUUUGCGUACCUACUGGUUA